Messenger RNA from Silurus meridionalis, 5781 nucleotides. It is a transcript of the gene kif1ca, whose product is annotated as kinesin family member 1C. The record is from RefSeq and is a predicted model, not a curated record. NCBI's taxonomy places the organism in Eukaryota, Metazoa, Chordata, Actinopteri, Siluriformes, Siluridae. Gene Ontology annotation, biological process: microtubule-based movement. The transcript has 24 exons. Gene Ontology annotation, molecular function: ATP binding; microtubule motor activity; microtubule binding. The coding region runs from base 584 to 4090 and encodes 1168 amino acids.
CGCGCGAGACGGAGAGCGGAUCCCGGGCCGCACGCGAGGCCGAACUUUUACCGGUCACUUUUUUUUUCUUUUUCUUUUUUUUUUUUUUGUUUUCUUUUUGUUUUAGCGUCUCAUCGGAUUUCUGAGGGUUUUGUUCUGUCCUCAGGUACUUUAGAGGGAACAUAAUCUCACUUUAAACUCCUAAUCUGUCCUCCUGGGCCACUUUUACUCCUCUACCAGCGCCUUUAUUAGGGAAUAGGUUCUGACGUGAUUUGGGAAAAGUCUGGAGUUUGACGUCUCGAUGCUAAGGGGCUAACAGGGCGCAAAAAGUGACAUCAUCGAAGAAAUAAAACUUUAUCCGGGAUUUAAUCCGCAUCGGGGACAAACCGGGAAAUUAUUCACACUUUAGGAAGGAUUUUGCGCCCAAAAGUAAAAAAAAAUCUGACAAAAAGUUUUCUUUUUCGUCUCCGCGGUGUGUGUGAACAGCCGGUGAUUAGCAUGCUAAACAGGUGCGGCUAGUCUGAAGACUCGGAUUUUAUUGGGGUUUUUUUUUAUUUUUCCCGAACUUUUUGUGGUGUUCAGAGCUGAUUGGCCAGUGGUUGCCAUGGCGUCUUCAGUAAAGGUGGCAGUUCGCGUGCGGCCCUUCAACAACCGUGAGACGAACCGUGCAGCAAAGUGUGUGAUCCAGAUGCAGGACAAGUCCACUUGCAUCAUCAACCCCAAACAGCCCAAAGACACACCCAAGAGCUUCACCUUCGAUUACUCCUACUGGUCACACAGCACAGAGGAGGACCCAUGCUUUGCGUCUCAGAGGAAGGUGUAUUUGGACAUCGGUGAAGAAAUGCUGCUUCACGCCUUUGAAGGAUACAACGUCUGCAUCUUCGCAUACGGUCAGACAGGAGCAGGAAAAUCUUACACCAUGAUGGGCAAACAGGAACCCGAGCAGCAGGGUAUCAUCCCACAGCUCUGUGAAGACCUGUUCAAAAGAACCGCCGAAAACGACGACCCUGAUCUGUCCUACUCUGUGGAGGUGUCGUACAUGGAGAUUUACUGUGAGCGUGUGAGGGAUUUGUUGAACCCGAAGUGUAGAGGUCCUCUGAGAGUCAGAGAGCAUCCCAUCAUGGGUCCUUACGUAGAGGAUUUGUCCAAGAUGGCCGUCACCAGCUACAGCGACAUCGCCGACCUGAUGGACUGCGGCAACAAAGCAAGGACGGUGGCUGCUACCAACAUGAACGAGACGAGCAGUCGCUCUCACGCCGUCUUCACCAUCCUGUUUACACAGAGACGCCACGACCAGUUUACCAACCUCAACACCGAGAAGGUGAGUAAGAUCAGCCUGGUCGACCUGGCAGGAAGUGAAAGAGCCGAUUCAUCUGGAGCAAAAGGCAUGAGGUUAAAGGAAGGUGCAAACAUCAACAAAUCUCUCACUACACUGGGCAAGGUCAUCUCAGCACUGGCAGAAAUGCAAAGCACCAAAAAGAGAAAGUCUGACUUCAUACCCUACAGAGACUCAGUACUUACCUGGCUACUGAGAGAGAACCUGGGGGGAAACUCUCGUACUGCCAUGAUCGCUGCUCUGAGUCCUGCAGACAUCAACUAUGAGGAAACCCUCAGUACACUCAGGUAUGCGGACCGGGCGAAGCAGAUCCGCUGUAACGCUAUUAUUAACGAAGACCCAAAUGCUCGUCUGGUCCGAGAACUUAAAGAGGAAGUGUCACGUCUCAAAGAACUGCUGCUGGCUCAGGGUCUCAGUGACCUCAUACCUGUUGCAGGGACAUUUGCAGUGGGAGGUCCAGGUGUACCCAAGCAGUCUUCUGUUCCUGAUGCCCAGAUUACCCAUGAUGCACCAAUGGAGGACCUCCAACCCACCAGCCCAGUAAAACCUAUUAGCAAAGAAGAGGCUGUGGAGAGACUGAAGGAGACAGAAAAGAUCAUCGCUGAGCUGAAUGAAACCUGGGAAGACAAACUGCGCAAGACUGAAUCUAUAAGAUUAGAGAGGGAAUCCUUGCUGGCAGAAAUGGGAGUGUCCAUUAGAGAAGACGGAGGGACUGUUGGUGUAUUUUCUCCCAAAAAAACUCCACAUUUAGUGAACUUGAAUGAAGACCCUUUGAUGUCAGAAUGUCUGCUGUAUUACAUUAAAGAUGGAAUAACCAGGGUUGGGCAGGAGGAUGUAGAUAUUCGUCUGAGUGGUCAGUUUAUAAAGGAGCUGCACUGUGUGUUCUGCAGUGAAGUGGAUGAAAAUGGGGAAGUUAUUGUGACUUUGGAGCCUUUACCCGGAGCAGAAACGUACGUCAACGGCAAACAGAUCACAGAAGGAGCCGUUCUCAAACAAGGUAAUCGAAUCGUGAUGGGGAAGAACCACGUGUUUCGUUUUAACCAUCCUGAGCAGGCGCGGUUGGAAAGAGAACGCAGUGCCACUCAGGACCAGCAGGGGGAGCAGGUGGACUGGAGCUAUGCUCAGAAAGAACUGCUGGAGAAACAAGGCAUCGAUAUUAAACAGGAAAUGGAAAGAAGGCUGCAGGAUUUGGAGAAUCAGUACCGUAAAGAGAAGGAGGAGGCUGACCAACUGCUGGAGCAACACAGACUGUAUGCAGACUCGGACAGUGGUGAUGACUCUGAUAAACGGUCCUGUGAGGAGAGCUGGAGGCUUAUCUCAUCCCUCCGAGAGAAACUACCUGCCAAUAAGGUGCAGUCCAUAGUAAAGAAGUGCGGUUUGCCGAGCAGUGGGAAACGCCGCGAGCCUCUGCGUGUGUAUCAGAUCCCUCAGCGGCGUCUUCCUGCCAGCCUCGAAACCAAACAGCACCCAAGUGUGGAGGAGCUGCGCACUCAGGCUGUUAAAGAGAUCUGCUAUGAGGUGGCCCUGGGAGAUUUCCGCCACACCCGUCAGGAGAUCGAGGCUCUGUCCAUCGUCCGCAUGAAGGAGCUGUGCAGGACAUACGGACAGAGAGACCCUCAGGAGCGAGAGAGCUGGAGGAGCGUGGCAAAGGACGUGUGGAACACGGUGGGCAUCGGAGAGGACGAGCCUGAAGCGGAGGACAAACCCGGCGGGGGGAGGGAGAGAGAGAAGGAGAGGGGGAGGGGACCAGAGGGAGGGAAGACGAAUAUGGGAGAUCUGAAAGCGCACAUCGAUAAGCUGACUGACAUUCUGCAGGAGGUGAAGCUGCAGAACAACAUGAAGGAUGAAGAGAUCAAAUCACUCAGGGACAGGAUGGUCAAGAUGGAGAGCAUCUUUCCUGUAGAGCUGCAGGAAGACGAAGAUUCCAUGGCUGAUACGGGUGAAGCUUUAACCGAAGAGGAGGCGGAGCAGCCUGGAUGGCGUAACGAGGAAGACGGCGGGUAUCGUCGAGGUCGUCACAGGUGGCAGUAUCCCGACAGGUAUCAAGAUGUCAAGCGUCGACGUGGUAAUGGUGCUCCAGCCAAUCCCCAAAUGGGUCGCCCCCAGAAUAACCCCUUCUGCAGCAGCGGGGGAUCAGGACGCAUCCCAAACACAUUCUCUGCACCUCAGACCGCUCGUGUCCCAAACGGGCCGUUUCUACCAGGGACUGGACGCUUCCUGCCGCCGUUAGAGAGGAAAUUACAGUUUCCUUUUAAGGGAAAUUCUCAGCAGCGUGGCUUCCACUGGGUUCCUUCAGCCAACCAGAGAGAACCCGACACACAACAGGAAGGAAAGGAUUCUGUUUCCUCUUCGUCCCCUGUGCACACUUUCCAGUCCCCGCCUUCUCCGAACAAGGGCCAGUGGCAGAGGCGUAACCACGGAAACAGGGGACGCGGUAACCGGAACCGGUCUCGCAACAGGGGAAGAAACCCAUUUGACGGAUUUGUUCAGAAUCAACACGAGAACGACGGCGAGCAAAAAGACGAUGCGGGGCCAUACCCGAGGGCGAAGUACACUUGGUAUAACCCAAACUCGGGCCCGGUUCAGGACGGAGCCCAACAGAAUCACGAGCAGAGCAAGCAAGGGUUCCAGAAACACCAGAACCAGUACUACUACGUUCCUCCUCGGCUUCAAUCCUCACCACCAGGGAAGAUCCAGAACUGGGCUGGAGAGAGUUCCAGUCCUGUGAAUGCCCCACCCAUUCGUCAUGACAUCACCAGCCCUAUGGAGACCUGAUUGAUUUAUGAGUGAGACAGGAAGUGAUGAAGGAAUCGGUAAUGUUGAAAUGAGAGCAGACGAUGGAGGAUGAAGAAAGUGUUUGGUUGGAGGUUUAUUAGUUUUGCUUUGUGAUCGUUUUUGCAGUGGAGACUUUUUUUUCCCUCCAAAAGAAAAAAAAAAAAAAAAAAAACGAAUGCUGGAAGCGAUUAUUAUUUUUUAUUAAUAAUUAAUUUUAAUAUUUACUCUCGGGGAGAACACACUACACACACUUCUCAUCGCACACCAGCUGGAAACGGUUUGCGUAUCAGUGCAAUGACGUUACGGUUUUUACACGCAAACUGCCAACGUUCUUUUUUUCCCCUCAACACUUGAGAAUCACGUUAAAGGCUUCAUGAUGCCUACAAUCCUUCACCUUUUUAUAAGCACCAUCUUUAUGAUCUGUGUAUCGAUCGUAUGUAUAUAUAAAUAUAUAUUAUAAACGAGUGUGUGUGGGUGAGCGAUAUGACGUGGGGGAGGAGCUCGCCUCGCUAUGUGCAGUGCGGUGCGGUUGUUUUUACAAAAAAAAGUUAGGGAUUUUGUAUAUUUGGGAAACGGCUGCUGCAUAUCCUAAACAAAUCAAAAUCUACCUUGUGUGACGGAGUGAGUUUUGUGCAAAAAUCACGCAUCAAAAUAUUUACUAUUCUGGAAUUUGCUUCAUUUUCCAACUAAAUUAGUUUCAGGAUGAGGGUGUGGCCACCUUGACUGUCAUUAUUCAUUAGCUCUUUUCCACUAUCUGUGUAUAUAGAACACUAUUUCUCUCUCAAUAAAAGAACACUGUGUAAUAGAGGUGCAGCGGAUCGCAGUUGAUCCGCACGGCCCACGGUUCGGCGCAUGUGACCCAUGGAUUAAUCUUAACUUUUUAACGAGCUCAGUGAGUUUUUCCUGCCUGUAUAUUUUUUUGUUAUUUCCGUAACUACACUGAGCAGUCGUUUACACGUGAACAGAACGUGUUAAUCGGUCAAGAACACGGCUAGUGGAGGAGUGAAAGCCUGUGAAAGCCUCCUGCAUCUUUGAAAUGGAAGCAUUUUCUCGCUGUAACGUUUUUUUUUUUUUUUAAAUGUAAAGCAAAUGAGAUUAGUCUCCUCCCCUUUUCUGUGCUGAUCCAAAACACAAUCCGAUCAGUGACUCAAAAACUGUAAUGUGAUCCGAGCUGUGGGUUUUGUGAUCUGUUGCACCAGUUGUGUUUGGGAUGUAGCCCGAGUGAUUAUGUAAUCCAUCUCCACUUCCUGUUUGUUCAGUGGGUGUGGCUUAAUCCCUGGUUAAAUCUGCCUAAAUAAUGGUGUAUGUGCCUUUAGCCCCUCCCACUCAUUAUUUUUGCCAUGAAAUUCACGCGGUCUUGUGCCUGCUGAGGAAACUUACCAAAGAGGUCAAAAGGUCAUCUGUUCUAGGUGGUGUUGUCUCCACGGUGAUGUGGAUGCUACACACUCCUUUUUCCCUUCCUGAGCUCUUUAACUAUAUUUUCUGGUUUUCUUCUUCUCCGUGCAGUUCUUUAUAGCAUGAAUGUUCUCCUUUUCUUCCCGUUUGAUUUCUAACAAACCCUUUUAUCUUUAUUUAACUCUUUAUUAUAGAGAAGUUUUAAACCUGUGGCUUUCCCGCCACAUGCAGGAUGAUCUCGUGAUGAUAUGCAACGUAAAAACGUUUGACAAUUAAAGGACUCGUAUGUUACCCGA